UGAAAUGGCAGAGUGCCUCGUGUACCUCCCGAUUUCAGGCAUGACCCCUCUAGGUCUUCGAGUCUCCUUCGACGUUCUUCUCUGACAACCAAAACACAACAACAUCGCACUACUUCCUUUUUCGAACUUCAUCCCUGAAGAUUUUCCUCUCCAUGCGUGACAAUUUCCUCAAGAGUGAAUGGAAUAAAAAUCCUGGAAUUUGAGAGAUUUCGAAAAAAGUGUCUUUAAAUGUUUAGAUGGAAAGUUCCCAUGAAAAUGUGGUGAAAAACACUUUCUACCUAGAGGGAAAUAACUUUGGUCACUGACUCUUCGAAAAUAUCUAUCAAAAUGACAAUCUGUCAACAAUCGAACAUAUGCCCGAGAUAAUCAAUAUAUUUUUCAAACUUCUUCUUCAUGAUGUGAUCCUGAACAAUGGAAAUACCAAGAAUCUCUUCUCAAGCUUCCAUCUGUCCUCCAACUAUACACGUAACACCGUACAAACCUAGGUCAGCCACCUUCAGCCAACGACUUCUUACCCAGCAUAACAACAAUUAUGAACCAACCUUCGCUCUAUUACCAACAACGCCCAACUACCACCCAAGCAGAAAGAGAGAAGAGGCUGAGGCCUUACAGAACCUCAGGAAAAAACUGAGGGCUGUGAAGAUAGUCGAGGCUAACAAGCCGGAACCAACAACACCUUCAAUUUCGAACAACAACCUUUCACCAACCGAUGUGGACAAUCGGCCUAAUCUUCUCCAGAAAAUACUUCACAACAGGCCUAUGAGUAUGGUUUUAGACAUAUCAGAUUUGAGGACUGCAUGGCAAGACAGUGACUUCAUUAGCGAAUGUCUAUGUUGGCAUAAUGUCUAUAGGCAGAGGCAUAACUCUCCAACUCUUACAAUGUCCGCACAGUUAUGUCAUUUGGCACAAACUUGGGCAAAUCAUCUGGCUCAUACAAAUAGAUUCUACUAUAGAAAUGAUAAGGACAUAGGACAAAAUAUGUUUUGCAAGUUGUCGAAUGGCGUAGAAAAUACAGACAUCUCAGGUCAGGAAGUUGCCAAUUACUGGUAUUGUGCUGUGAAACAAUAUGACUAUGGGAAAGAACCAGAUGUUUUACAUACGAAUGUAAAUUCAGGCCAUUUCACGCAGUUGGUCUGGGCAGGUUCCAAAAGGUUUGGUAUAGGAAAAGCCAGAUCGAGGACUGGCAAAGUUGUCGUUGUAGCUCACUAUUUUCCCCCUGGCAAUAUAUCUGGACAAUACUUACAAAACGUCUUUCCACCAUGUAUGGAAUUUCCUAAUAUAACUGGUAGCAGACUACUAAGAACGAGAUUCAAGAUGAAUAGUGAAAGCACAGGAUCUCGUUCAACCACAAGCGAUGCUUCAGAGGUAUCAUGA
Messenger RNA from Harmonia axyridis, 1374 nucleotides. Its product is annotated as repressed by EFG1 protein 1-like. NCBI's taxonomy places the organism in Eukaryota, Metazoa, Arthropoda, Insecta, Coleoptera, Coccinellidae. The transcript has 6 exons. Gene Ontology annotation, cellular component: extracellular region. The coding region runs from base 412 to 1374 and encodes 320 amino acids. The record is from RefSeq and is a predicted model, not a curated record.